AUGGCUAGCGAAUCUCAGGCGAAUGCCGCUGCUCCAGAGCAGCUUGCGAACGCGGUGAAGAACAUGAGUGUGAAGGAGAAGCCUGCUAAGAAGGUAAAGGCAGAAAACACGUCGAAGGACCCGCUUGAGUUUGAGCCGCGUCCGGCGUACUUCCAAGCGCGUAUCGACAUGUUCGAACGCGUCAAGGCUGAGCAGGAUGCUGCGCGUGCAGCUGCCGAGCGUAAGCCGAUCAAGAUUACUAUGCCAGAUGGCUCGAUUCGUGAGGGCACAUCGUGGGAGACCUCACCGAUGGACAUUGCGAAGCAGAUCUCUAAGAGCUUGAGUGAGCGCGUGGUUAUUUCAAAAGUAAAUGGCCAGCUGUGGGACUUGGAGCGCCCGCUUGAAGACGAUGUCACGCUGGAACUGCUCGAUUUUGAGCACCCGGAGGGUAAGCGUGUGUUCUGGCACUCCUCGGCGCACGUUUUGGGUGAGGCCUGUGAGCGUCAUUACGGCUGUCAUCUGUGCAUUGGCCCGCCCACGGAGGAGGGCUUCUACUACGAGAUGGGUAUGGGUGACAGCGGUGACCGUGUGGUCAAGUCGGAGGACUUUGACCCACUGGAGAAGCUGGUGACGAUGGCCAUCAAGGACAAGCAGCCAUUUGAGCGCGUUGUGAUGACCAAGGAGCAGCUGUUGGAGAUGUUCAAGUACAACAAGUACAAGGUGCAUAUUAUCAACUCCAAGAUCCCGGACGGUACUUCGACGACGGUGUACCGCUGUGGUCCUAUGAUUGACUUGUGUGUGGGUCCGCAUAUCCCGCAUACCGGCCGCAUCAAGGCCAUGACGGUGCUGAAGAACUCUGCGUCGUACUUCCUGGGUGACCAGAAGAACGACUCGCUGCAGCGUCUGUACGGUAUUUCGUUCCCCGACAAGAAGCAGAUGACGGAGUAUAAGCACUUCCUUGCGGAGGCUGCGAAGCGUGACCACCGCCGUAUCGGUAAGGAGCAGGAAUUGUUUAUGUUCCAUGACCUGAGCCCAGGUAGCUGCUUCUGGCUGCCGCAUGGUGCUCGUAUCUACAACACGCUCAUGGACUUUAUCAAGAGCGAAUACCGCAAGCGAGGCUUUGACGAAGUGAUUACGCCGAACAUGUACAAUUCGAAGCUGUGGGAGACGUCGGGUCACUGGGCGAACUACAAGGACGACAUGUUCUCGCUGCAGGUCGACAAGGAGACGUUUGCUCUGAAGCCUAUGAACUGUCCUGGUCACUGUCUCAUGUUCGGCAGCCGUGAUCGUUCGUACAAGGAGCUGCCGUUGCGCUUUGCCGACUUUGGUGUGAUUCACCGUAACGAGGCGAGUGGUGCGCUGAGUGGUCUGACACGUGUGCGCCGCUUUGUGCAGGAUGAUGCGCACAUUUUCUGCCAGCCGUCGCAGAUUGAAGAGGAGAUGAUUGGCUGCUUUGAUUUCCUGCAGACGGUGUAUGGCCUGUUUGGCUUCACCUUCAAGAUGGAGCUCUCGACUCGCCCAGAGAAGUUCCUGGGUGACAUUGCCACAUGGGACGCUGCAGAGAAGCGCCUGGCCGCUGCGCUGGACCGCUUCGUGCCUGGCAAGUGGGAGCUGAACCCUGGUGAUGGUGCCUUCUACGGUCCGAAGAUCGACAUUACGAUCAGUGAUGCUAUGCGCCGCCAGCACCAGUGUGCUACGAUCCAGCUCGACUUCCAGCUGCCGCAGCGCUUUGACCUUGAAUAUAAGACGCCGCAGGGCUCGGCAGAGGCUGAGAAGCACACUGAGCGCCCUGUCAUGAUCCACCGUGCUGUAGUCGGCAGUCUCGAGCGCUUCAUCGCUAUUCUGAUCGAGAAUUUCGCCGGUAAGUGGCCAUUCUGGCUCUCGCCGCGCCAGGUGCUUGUGAUCCCUGUGACACAGUCGGUGUACGACUACGCCGAGGAGGUGCGCGGCCAGCUCUGGGACCAGGGCUUCUUUGCUGAUGUCGACCUGUCGGACAACACACUGAACAAGAAGAUCCGUAACGGUGAGCUUGCGCAGUACAACUUUGUGUUUGUCGUCGGUCACGAGGAGAAGGCUACGCGCAGCGUCAACGUGCGUAACCGCGACAACGACCCGAACGUCGCUAAGGGCAAGACGGAUACGAUCGCGCUGGACGACAUUGUGCCGAAAUUGCAGCAGCUCAAGGCUUCGCGUGCGUUGGCCAAUCAGCUUCCGUAG
Malassezia pachydermatis is the source of this 2196-nucleotide messenger RNA. RefSeq names its product threonyl-trna synthetase. The transcript is spliced from 3 exons. Gene Ontology annotation, biological process: threonyl-tRNA aminoacylation. Gene Ontology annotation, cellular component: cytoplasm. The record is from RefSeq and is a predicted model, not a curated record. Lineage: Eukaryota; Fungi; Basidiomycota; Malasseziomycetes; Malasseziales; Malasseziaceae. Bases 1 to 2196 code for a protein of 731 amino acids. Gene Ontology annotation, molecular function: threonine-tRNA ligase activity; ATP binding.